This is a messenger RNA of Cuscuta epithymum, 3623 nucleotides long. Lineage: Eukaryota; Viridiplantae; Streptophyta; Magnoliopsida; Solanales; Convolvulaceae. The record is from the annotation of a GenBank genome assembly.
CCAAAUUUGGUAAUUUGGCCGGCACUUGGCCAAAUCCUGUGGCCACAUCCUGUGAAAAUUCCUAUUCAGUGCACAUGUCCGUGUGCUUGUUUGCAGGAGAAAAUGGCGAGGGGUAUAAAUGUAAUUUGGCCUGUUGUACUCAUCAUCCUCGUAUCGAGCUCGUGCAGGAGAGCGACCAGUUUCACGCAGGCAUUUUCUCAAACAGAAGAGGGAGCUUGGAUGCAUGGAGGACGUAGCAGGAAGAGGUCGAGUUUAGAAUUGAAAGGCGGACCAGAUGAUGUGGCCUGGGUGGUUCAGCUCUCUGAUCUCCACUUUAGCAUACAUCAUCCCGAAAGAGCUCAUGACUUCAAGGCCAUCGUAGGCCCUACUCUCGCCAUGGUCAACCCUUCCUUGGUCUUUAUCACUGGUGAUCUGACCGAUGGGAAAAGCAAAGAUUUAUUAACAAUGAAGCAGGAUGAAGCAGAGUGGGUAGAAUAUCAGAAAGUAAUGGACGAUGUCAUUGAAAGAAGUGGGCUAAAGAGGAGCAAUUUCUAUGAUCUCAGAGGAAACCAUGAUAGUUUUGGUGUGCCGAAGACUGGCGGUUCAUUUGAUUUUUACUCUAAAUAUAGCAUCAAUGGGCAGCUAGGAAGAAGAGGACCAGUUAACAGUGUCACACUGGAGUUGUCAUCCACUUAUCCCUAUUCAUGUUAGCAACCUGCCUUAGUGAAAAUGCAACAUACCAUCAAGAACAUUUGGUCAAUUUUACAGUAUUGUGGGGCUAGUUGACUGGCGGGCACAAUCUACUUUUUGUUGAGUUCGACAGCUCCACAUCUUUAGGUUUGCGGGGUCCAACAAAUUUGUUUGGUCAUCCAAAUGACCAAUUGCUAACCGAUAUAAGCUCCGAGCUUUCACAAUUUGAUCCCCUACCUAGAAAACCUGUCAUUAAAAUUUCCCUCGGCCACUUUCCACUCUCCUUUUCUGCUGCAGCUUAUUCCGGAAGGACUUUAAAGGACAUAUUUCUGAUGCACUCCUUGUCAGCGUACUUGUGUGGGCAUCUCCAUACAAGGUUUGGGAAUAAUUUGAAGCGGCAUCAUGAAUCAAAUCACCAACAAUUCUUUCAGUUGAAUGGACAAGGGUUACCUGUUGAAACACCUAAUGAGUUUUCUCUCAAGGGAAGAUAUGAAUUUUGGGAGUGGGAAGUAGGUGAUUGGAGGAAGAGUAGAGCUAUGCGCAUUUUGGCCAUUGAUAGAGGUUGGAUUUCAUUUGUAGAUGUUGACUUCAGAUCCGGGGCAAAGAAAACAAUCAUAUUGCCUACAUUUCCCCUUGAUUCUCGCUUUAUCUCAGACAAGCAGUUUCAGAGUAAUGAAUCUCUGUAUGUGGACCCUCUACUUUAUAGUGAAAUCAGAGUUCUCUUGUUUUCCUCUUCUCCAAUUGUAUCUGUUGUAGCCAGGAUUUAUGACUCGAGGCCUGGUAAUCUCAUUGUUGUAUUUGAGUCUCCUAUGAAGAAAACUGGGAAUGCCCUAUCCAGGGGAGACCUGUAUACUUGUCCAUGGAACUAUAAAGCCUUUGAAGAUCCAUCUCCUGAACGAUUCUUGUUGAAAAUUGAAGCGCUUGAUAUUAGUGGCCACUCAACAUUGACUGAACUACGGCCCUUUUCCAUUAGUGGUCAGCGAGCAAAGCUCGGAUGGAGUUGGAAAGAGUUUUUCGUUAUGGGUUGUCAAUGGGAUGCUUUAUAUUACCCCAUCUUGUGGUCCUUUUACUUUUUUGCCCUAUCCAUUCUUCUGAUUCCAAAAGCUACCUUAGUAUUUUUCAGAAAACAAUAUGCAUAUAAAAAACUGAUUGCCAACAGAGGGUUAUUAAACUACACAACCCGGACUCUUGUGGACAUAUACAGUGUUCCUCGGCUGUGGUAUUGCAUGGUCAGUUACUUGUUUUACCUCAUAUUAUGUCCUUGGCUUUGUGGCCAAGUUCUCAUGGAAGGAGAAAGAGGAUACAUGACAUAUCAAGGUUGGAUAUUGAGAUCCAAUACAAAUGAAAUGCCAAGUGAAAAGCCAAGUGUUUUUGGGUUUCCAGAUGUAAUGGUGGUUGUGCUUCCACAUCUUUGUUUUGUUGUUUUGCCUGCAAUCUUGGUUAUGGUAGCAUUUUUGGUUGAAAGAGGAAUAUACCAAGAUUCUCUCCGGUCACUUUCUAGGAAAAAAGAUGAUUCUGAUGUGAAGAGUAAUGAGAUAUCUUCAUCCACAUGUGGAAGAGGUGACUAUAGAUUCGUACUUCUCCGUGUGCGGUUGAUUAGGAAGAUAGUACUGAUUAUAAGUCUGGCAAUAUGUUGGUAUCAUUUUCUGGUAAGCUAUUUUCCUCAUUUUAUUUAAUUUUAGACUUUAAAGUUUUUUUUUGUUUUUUUUGUAAAUAGGGUUUGUUUGGAUGAUCCCUCAAUCAAAUUAACAUCCACACUCAAUCAAGUUAAAAACAAACCCGGGUUGAAGUCCGAUGUCAAUAUAAUUCGAUAUUCUGCUCCUAUUUUUUGAAAUGUCAAGAUAUAGACACAGUACUUUCCUUGACCCUUUUUAGAUGGAAUUGCUUUCUGGUUAGCAUCUCUGUAGUACACAAACUAAUGGAAUCCAUGGAGCAAGAGUUCAAGACUAAUACAGGAUGUUCUUAUUCUGAAACUCAGUUUUCGGUUUCUUAGGGUUCUCUAGAUAAUUUCCCUCUUUAAUAUUCACAAUUCAUAUUUGUUUAUUUCAAAAUAGGGAAAAAGUGCAAAUAGGCCCAUGUACUAACAAAAAAAGGUCAAAUAAGCCCUUAUUUAGGAAGUUCUGUCCGGCCGUCGUCAUUUGGGGUGGUUCCUGGUGGAUUUUUUUGAUGAAAUUUUUUGAACAUCUUAUUCAUCAAGUCUAGUUUGCUCAUACCAAAUUUCAGCUAAAACUUCAAUCGGGAAGGCAUUCAAAUGAAUUCUUGAAAAUAACUGCGCAGUUAGAAGCGCAGUUAUCUUCAAGAAUUCAUUUGAAUGCCUUCCCGAUUGAAGUUUUAGCUGAAAUUUGAUAUGAGUAAACUAGACUUAAUGAAUAAGAUGCUAAAAAAAUUUCAUCAAAAAAUUCCACUGGGAACCACUCCAAAUGGCGACGGCCGGACAAAGCCUCCUAAAUAAGGGCUUAUUUGACCUUUUUUGGUUAGUACAUGGGCCUAUUUGCACCUUUUCCCUUCAAAAUAUAUGAUUUUUUAUGGAUCAACUAAGAGUAAAAACUGGUGUCUAAUUUACCAUUCGUCCAUAUUAACACUUUUUUUUCCUGCAGAAUUGCAGAGAUCUUUGUAAAGCGUAUGACAUGAAUCCAUUUAUCCAUUUCCCAAUUUAUAGCAUGUCGGUACCACUUCUGUUGGCUUACACCAUCUACAGAACUCGCAGAAUUUGAGCGGAAAGUCGUGUAAUUAAGACGUUUGUCAAGUUUUUGGCGAGUAUAAUUUGUUUUUCUUGUUAUCCAACGAUCAAAUUUUCUUGUUUAUCACUUAUUCCAUGAUAAGCAUAUGUAUUUUCCUAUCUGAGCUCAAACAGUAUAAACAAUCACUUUGUUGCCUGGGAAUGCCAAUUCUUAAAACAAAACUAACAUUUGUUUGUCUAUAUAAUAAUACCAUUUCGUCAUUUCAUGGCCGAC